AUGAUGUCAGCCAGCUUUCAUUGGAAACAUCGCAGCAACGAACAAGGUAAAAAUCCGUUGGAUAAGUCAGCUAUGCCAUCUUCAACACUGCACUACAUGUCGACUAAUAAUAGUACUAAUAACGGAACUGGUACUAGUACUAAUACUAGUGGCAGUAGCAGUCACUAUACCAUAGCGCCACGAAGUUUCUCCGAAAUGGUACCGUCACAACAACAACAACAACAAAAUAAGAAAAGAAAACGUUAUAGUGAUGAUGAUAGCGAAACCCAUAACGAAACCCAUAGCGAAAACAACAAUGAUACAAGCCAAGAGCAAUUCAAACCUCACAAUCAUCGUGAUCAAACUGCCUCUGGGCUACUGCACUUGCAACAACAACAACUGCAACAACAACAUUCACUGCUGCUGCUGCAACAGUUGCAUUAUUUCCAUGGCAGUUCCAAAACAAAACGUACCAAGAUCCCGAAAAUAAUUGGACAACCCCUCCCCACCAGUCGACUAAUUGAAUCGCUCGAUAAGACACAUUUAGAAAAAUUGCUUCAUUCUUUAAUUGACAUCCAUCCAGAACUCAACAAGACCAUUCAAAAGAUCACUCCAAAACCUUCAUUGGAAAAUCUUCUUCUGAUACUACAAGACAAACAUGCUCAACUUAUCGACCAUCUUCCUUACAAAUGCAGCGAGACGAGCGACUACUCGUACUUGAGAAUUAAGCCGUAUUUGCAAGAAUUUCUUUCGUGUUUAGAGGAUUACGUCCUCUACUAUUUGCCCAGUAAUAACUAUAGUGAAACCAAACACAAAUUGAUUCAAUCACUUAAAUUUAUAGACGAAGCAACGAGCACGAUUCACAAGUUGCCCAAUUUUACCAAUUCUGAGUAUCAGUAUAUGAGAAACCUUACUUAUGAACAAUUAAUCAACUGCUGGUUGAUCUUGGUCAACCAAGAAACGAACUGUGAUACUGGCAAUGGCCUUGACUACACGGAAUUUCACAAGAUUGUCGAAGAAUUGGAUUUGUUGGAAAGCUUAAAACAACAUGGUGUGCAAAGUGGCCAGGAAGGGUUCAGUAAAGUGAUUGAAGCCGUGCAAAAUAAAUUGGGACAAAAUCAAAUUUUGCUCAGCCGCCAAUUUGGCAUUGAUUAUGGUAAUGACAUGACAGUCAGUAGCAGCAACGGUAAUAGAAGUGGUACUGGUGCUGGCUUUGGAGGUGGAGGUGGAGGUGCAAGUAGAAGUGGCAGUGGAAGUGGAACCAGUAGUAAUGCUUUAAGCGACAUGAUUACUGUUGAUUACUCACUGUAUUCCUUGUCAAAUCGUUCUGUAUAA
Lodderomyces elongisporus is the source of this 1314-nucleotide messenger RNA. RefSeq lists its product as uncharacterized. The coding region runs from base 1 to 1314 and encodes 437 amino acids. The record is from RefSeq and is a predicted model, not a curated record. The transcript has a single exon. Gene Ontology annotation, cellular component: nucleus; nuclear membrane. Gene Ontology annotation, biological process: nuclear protein quality control by the ubiquitin-proteasome system; proteasome localization. Gene Ontology annotation, molecular function: proteasome binding. Lineage: Eukaryota; Fungi; Ascomycota; Pichiomycetes; Serinales; Debaryomycetaceae.